AUGGCCUCUUUCUUUGGGGACAGCUUCGUGGAGAUGCCGCUGGCAGACGCCUCGCGCACGGUGCGACUCCGCCUGCAGCUGUACACCAGCCAGGGGAGCGGGCUGCUCUUCCUGGCCGCCGGCCAGCCCGACCACCUCCUGCUCCAGCUGCGAGCCGGCACCCUGCAGGCCAAGCUGCAGCUGGGCUCAGAGGAGGUGACACUGCAGUCCCCAGCAGAGCUGCAGCUCAAUAACCUGGUGGUGCAUGAUGUGGAGCUGCUGGUGGAAGAUGGCAGGAUGACGCUGACCAUCGAUGGCCUCUUCAACAGCUCCGUGGACAUUGCAGGACCCGUACGGGAGCUGGACAUCCAGUACGGCCUCUAUGCUGGCGGAACAGGCAGCCUUGACCUGCCGUACCUCGCUGAGGCCAGCUCGCCCUUCAGAGGCUGCCUCCACUUAGUGACAUUCAACGGCCUGGAUGUCCUCUCCACACUGUCCUCUGAUGGCAGCUCCAAGAUCUUCCAUCGGGUCCAGGAAGGGUGCAGCACACAGUUCUCCGCAGAGCCAGAGGAACCCUUCGGGUUCCUGGGGCCGCACUCCUACAUUGCGUUUCCCACGUGGGAUGCAAGGGAGGAAGCCACCAUUGAAUUUGUGAUAACGACGAGCAUCACCCAGGCACCCCUCAUUUACCACGCAGGGCUGGAGAAUGAUUUCUUCUACCUGGAGAUCUCCAACGGGCGCCUGAGAGGGUUUGUUGAGAAGGGGAAUGGCAUCAUUGUCCUGCACAACAAUGUCUUCAUCAGCGAUGAGCAGCAGCACUAUGUCAAAGUCUACACAAACAUCCACAAGUUUGAGAUCCUGAUUGAUUACUACGCCUCAUCCACAUCCAGCCGGGGCAUCAACAACUACCUGGACCUUCAAGGAAACCUCUUCAUUGGAGGUAUGAACGAUAAAGCUUUGGAAAGGCUGAGGGAGCACCAUCUUGCUUUCAUGUCGGUGUGGACCAUGACCAACAACUCAUUUGUUGGCUGCUUGGAGGACCUGCGGAUAAACCUGCAGAGGAGGAGUCUGCAAGAUGCCAUGAUCACAAAGGACAUCACAUCAGGCUGUGGAAAGCAGGACCACUACUGGGACUAUGACGAGGCGUACGAGCAGGACGAGGCACCCACCUCCCCACCUCCAGAUGUGUGGUCGGGAGCACCAGGCCUGGUGGUGGAACCAUGCCGGCCAGACAACAGCUUCCCGCCCGCCUUUGCCAACAUCAGCAGGCUGCUGCACGUCAGCCCCCUCAUCGUCUCUGAAGGGGGCAUGGCCUACCUGGAGUGGAAACACACCCAGCCAACGGUAGACUUGAGCCUUGCAAACAUCCGGCAGUCCCAAAUCCUCUUUAGCAUCACCAACGACCCUAGGCACGGACAGCUGGAGCUGGACAUUCCUGGGUCCAGGAGCAGAAGGAAGUUCACCUUGUUGGACAUUGUGAAUCGGAAAGUCAGAUAUGUCCAUGAUGGCUCCGAGGGGCCCAUGGACCAGCUGAUGCUGGAGGUGACAGUGACUGCCCAGCAAGGGGUCCCAGAGUGCUUGCGGCAGGGGCAGAUGUACCUGCUGCCCAUCAUGAUCAACCCCAUCAACGAUGCCCCACAGGUGAUCUUUCCCCAUGGGAACCACAUGACAGUACUAAAGCACACACGGAAACACCUGACCACAGACAUCCUGCAGGUCCUAGAUGAUGACACAUCAUGCGAUGACCUCGAAUUCCAGCUGCAUGGUGGCCAGCAGAUGGAGGAGGGUUACGUGGAGUAUGACUUUCACCCUGGAGUGCCCAUUGAAGAGUUCUCCUGCAGGGACCUGGAAGCAGGCAACGUAGUCUACGUGCACCAGAGUGGGACAAACUUACAGCUCACCUUGCAGGUCAGCGAUGGCACAGUCCCAAGCCCCAUCGCCACCCUGAGGAUCCUCGCCAUUGACCCUGACAUCCGCCUGCACAACAACACCGGCCUCUCCAUCUCCCAGGGAGGGGCUGCGCGCAUUACCACAGCCAACCUGUCAGUGGAGACAAAUGCUGUGAAACAACGGGUCACCAUCCUCUAUGUCCUCACAGAGCCCCUAAGGUAUGGAGAGGUCCAGAAGCAAGGGAGCAUGGGAGGGGAAUGGAAAAAAGUCGAGUCUUUCCACCAGCAGGACCUGGAGCAAGGGCGCAUCCAGUAUUUUAGCACAGACCCGGAGCACCGGCUGGAAGAUGCUGUGGAAAAACUGAGAUUCAAAGUCCAGGUGGGGCAGAAGGUCUUGCAAAACAACACCUUUCUCAUAAGGAUUAAGAGAGCCACCAUUAAGAUGAGGACCAUGGUCCCCCUCCAGAUGAAGAACAAGCGGCACAGAAAUAUCACCAGUAAGGAGCUGGAGGCAAUGUUGGAAGAUCCAAACUCUGCCCCAGUCCCCUUCCACUACGUGAUAAUCCAGGCUCCCAAAAAGGGAAACCUGGAGCUGCUCGGCAACAGGCUGACUGAAGGCUUUGGUUUUACCCAAGACAACCUGCAAAGAAACCACCUGAGCUACAGCGCAACCAUCAGGAACUCUCAGCAAGCCGAGGACACCUUCCAGUUUCGUGUCCAUGCUGGCGAGCAGCACUCUCCUGUCUAUACCUACACAAUCAGCAUCGGUGGGGACCCUGAUGCACCAGCCCUGACCAAUGUCCUCCUGACGGUGCCGGAAGGGGGGCAAGCCGUCAUCUCCAAGGACCACUUGUUUGUACAGAGCAUGAACAGCAUGGACUACCUCUACGAAGUGAUUGAGGGGCCAGCACACGGGAAGCUGGCCUGGGCUGCAUCCCAUGGCUGGGCCUCCAGAGAGGAGAUCACAGAGUUCUCCAAUGAUGACAUCCUCCACCGCCGGCUGCUGUACCAGCACGAUGAUUCUGAGACACUGGAGGACGACAUCCCCUUUGUAGCGAUCAGGCAGGGAGAGGGCAGCGCUGAGCCUGAUGCAGAGGAGGUGAGAGGUGUUUUCAGGGUCUCCAUCCAACCCAUCAAUGACCACACCCCAGUCCAGGUGGUGAACAAAGUCUUCAAUGUGGUGCGCAAUGGGCAGCACCUGCUGACAACAGAUAACAUCGCCUUCACUGACAAGGACUCUGGCUUCUCUGACACACAAUUAGUGCUGACGAGGAAGGACAUUUUGUUUGGCAGCAUCGUGUCUGCCGAUGACAGAAGCCACCAGGUCUAUCGGUUCACACAGGAUGACUUGAGGAAGAAGAAGAUCCUCUUUGUCCAUUCGGGGGCUGACCGGGGCUGGAUCCAGCUACAGGUCUCAGAUGGCCUCCACCAAACCACAGCCCUCCUGGAAGUACAGGCAUCAGACCCCUACAUCAAAAUAGUCAACAACACCGGUCUAGUCAUCCACCAAGGCAGCCGAGGGAGCAUUGACUCCGCUGUCCUCAGCCUGGAGACCAACAUGGACAUCAGGUCAGAUGAAGAGAUAAGGUUCCUCAUAACAACCCCCCCAAGGUUGGGGACUGUGCUGAGAGGGGAGCAGCCGGUCAUGGCCUUCUCCCAGAGGGACCUGCUAGCAGGAGAGAUCUCCUACCACCACAACGGGAGCAGGAACACCCGGGAUGAGCUCCAGUUCACUGUAGAAGCAAACGAGGUGGCAGUGGAGGACACGCUGGCCAUCAGCAUAUUCUUGGGCACCCAUCCCAGCCCCCUGCGCAUAGUCAACCACAAGGAGAUCCAUGUCUUCCAGGGGGAAGCGGCUGGGAUCAAGGAGGAGUACUUACUGGUGACCCACGAAGAGAUCCCUCCCCAAGACAUAGUCUACCUGGUGAGCAGCCCCCCGGCCUUUGGCUUCCUGGCAAUGCUUCAGCAUGGCCAAGACUCGAACGAGCAGCCCAGCCUGGACCCCAUCCAGUCCUUCACCCAGGAGGACAUCAACAACGGCAGAGUCCUCUCCCUCCACUCCAAGCCAGAGGAGGAGCGUGACCAGUUUGUUGUGGACAUCACAGCCAGCAGCGCAGACCCGCUGGAGGGGGUGGUGGUGAGCCUGGCCAUGCUGCCCAUCGCCGUCCCCCUGGAUGUCCACAACAUCACGGUGCCAGGAGGUGGCUCUGUCACCCUUUCCACGGGCAUCCUCAGCAUCCCCAAUGCCUACUUCACGGCUCUUGGCAUGGAGUUCAAGGUGCUUGAGCCCCCUCGAUUUGGCACCCUCCUGAACAGCGAGCGGCCUGAGGACGGCGGGCUGCACAGCUUCACCUGGAGCGAGGUGGAGCACCAGCAGAUCCAGUACAGGCAGGACGGGCCCCGGGCCCCGGCCGGCAGCUUCCUGCGGGAAGGUGCCACAGCUGUCAUCGGCCCCCAUAUCCUGAGCGCUGAGGAUGAGGACUCCCCAGCGGAGGAGGUGACCUACUCCAUCCAGCCCCCAGCCAAUGGGAAGGUUGUGCUGCGCUCGGCGCCUGGCACAGAGGUCCAGCAGUUCACCCAGGCCCAGAUAAACAACGGCCUCAUCCUUUUUGUGCACCAAGGGGCCCUGGAUGGGGGCUUUGCCUUCGACCUGUGGGAUGGUGAGAACCUGUCUCCUGGGCACUUCUUCCUCAUCAGGGCCCAGAGAGAGCCCCUCAUCAGCCUGGCCAAGAAGCAGAGCCUUACUGUCUGCCCAGGUGCUCUGCAGCCCAUCACCAGCCAGAACCUGCAGGCGGUGAGCAACAGCCCCACCGGCUCCACUGCUCUGUACUACAGCAUCGAGCAAGCCCCACGCCUGGGCAGGCUCAGCACCUCCCAGGGGGAGGAAAUAAGGAACUUCACCCAAGCCCAGGUGGACAGCGGAUUGAUUUUUUACCAGCAUGAGAUGCCAGAAAAGCCCUUCUGGCUCACCCAAGAUGCAAUCCGCUUCCGUGUAGUCGCUCCCACAACCAUCUCUGAUUCCUUCAUCCUCCUCGUGCUGAUCUCCUUUGAGGCCAGGUGUCCCCAGCGUUCGACUCAGCUAUGGAGAAAUGCAGGCCUCCAGCUCGCAAGAGCUCAACGGGCUGAGAUUGACACCUCAGUGCUGGAUGCUUCCAACCUCCUAAGCCAAAUCCCAGUCCCUGAGAGGGCUGCACAUGAUGUUGUCUUCCUAGUGACUGGGCUGCCAGCUCAUGGGCAGCUCCUGGUGGCUGGCAUGCCCCUGGAGCAGUCACGACCAUUCUUCCUGCAGUCAGACCUGGCCACAAGGAGCCUGGCAUACGCCCAUGGUGGAGACAGCAUCUCCGAUGACCAUUUCAGAUUUAAGGCUUGGCUCCAGCCCCGGGUGCAGCAGUCCAUCCGUCCUCCACAGGAAGGGACAGUAAUCUCCGAAGCUUUCAAUGUAACAGUGACCAGCAGCAGCAAGACACCACAGGUGGUGAAGCGGCAAGAAGUGCUGCGGGUCUCACCAGGAUCCGUGGUGACCUUGUCCCAGGAGUACCUGGACGUGGCAGACCCAUUGGGGUCCCCAGAGGAGAUGGUAUACAGUGUCCUCCAGAGACCUCUUGCUGGCCACCUGGCCAACGUACGCAACCCACAGGAGCCUAUCAGCCGCUUCACCCAAGCAGAUGUCAAUGCAGGCCACGUGGUGUUUGUUGCCACUGGGAGCCACGCCACAGGGUCCUUAGCCCUGAGCCUCUCUGAUGGCCACCACCCACCCACCCCAACCUCACUGGGGAUCGAGGUGCUGCCUGCAGUGAGCACUGCUGCCAGCCCGGUGCUGCUGGAGGUGCCCCAAGACCUGAACAGGGCCUUGGUGUCCCACCAUCACCUCCUGGGAGCCACGCAACUGAAGACAGGCAAUGUCCUGUACAGGAUCACCAAGGACCCAAGGUUUGGCCAAGUACAGGUCAACCAAGAGCCAGUGCAGGGCUUCUCACAGAAGCAGCUGGACUGCGGGGAGGUGAUGUUCACCUUCACUGACCUCACCUCUCACGAGGACAACUUCCAGUUCCUUGCCAUGUCUCGGGCAGCCAACAGGACCGGGGUGGUGAACGUGACAGUCCGUGCCUUGGUGAAGGCUCAGCCGGGCAGCGUGUGGCCCAGGGGCACCACAGCCCUCCUGGACACCAGCAUCCUCGAUGCCAGUGAGCUGGCCAACCACACCAAGAGCAUUCCUGUCUUCAAGAUCCACAGGGAGCCCCGUGGCAGCCGUCUUGUGAAGGUCUCCAAGGACCCAGGACAACCCACCAUCCCAAUCAAGGCCUUCAGCCAGAGCGAGCUGGAGCAAAGGCUGGUUGGGCUGGAGGUGCUGGAAGCUGGGGGGACUGACCAGCCCCUGCAGAGUGACAGCUUCAUCUUUGAGCUGGUGGCUGCUGGCGUGCCACCGGCACUGGCAUCCUUGGGGUACCACAUUGAGCCCUACAAUGCCUCGAAAGCCUACAGUGUCACCCUGCUCAGGGGCCCCCUGGCACCCUUGCCCCCACUGCCCCAGCCCCAGGGCACAGGACAGAGCAGCCCCAAUGCCAGCAAGCUGGGCAUACCCCCCACCACCUGGCUGGGCCCUGGUGCUACCACCAGCCCCAGCCCUGUGGAGGGGGGCACCUUCCUCAGCUUCAUUGAGGCCAACAUGUUCAGCAUCAUCAUCCCCAUCUGCCUCAUCUUCCUCCUGCUGGCCCUCAUCCUGCCCCUGCUCUUUUACCUGCACAAGCGCAACAAGACAGGGAAGCACCACGUCCAGGGCACCCCUUCCUCCAAGGCCAAGAACGGGGCUGUGCCGGAUCAGGAGACCUUCCGGAGGACGGACCCCAACCAAGGCAUCCCCCUAACGACUGUCAACACCCUGGAGGGCAAGGGCACAGGUCCCCCACCCAAGGGCACGGGUCCCGGGGCACCACCAGACCCCGAGCUUCUCCAGUACUGCCGGACUUCCAACCCCCCCUUGAAAAACAACCAGUACUGGGUGUGA
Messenger RNA from Egretta garzetta (little egret), 6873 nucleotides. RefSeq names its product chondroitin sulfate proteoglycan 4 (gene CSPG4). Lineage: Eukaryota; Metazoa; Chordata; Aves; Pelecaniformes; Ardeidae. Bases 1 to 6873 code for a protein of 2290 amino acids. The record is from RefSeq and is a predicted model, not a curated record. The transcript is spliced from 10 exons.